Ceratina calcarata is the source of this 2327-nucleotide messenger RNA. Its product is annotated as homeobox protein engrailed-2a. Gene Ontology annotation, biological process: neuron differentiation; multicellular organism development; regulation of transcription by RNA polymerase II. Gene Ontology annotation, molecular function: DNA-binding transcription factor activity, RNA polymerase II-specific; RNA polymerase II cis-regulatory region sequence-specific DNA binding. Lineage: Eukaryota; Metazoa; Arthropoda; Insecta; Hymenoptera; Apidae. The transcript has 2 exons. Bases 582 to 1625 code for a protein of 347 amino acids. Gene Ontology annotation, cellular component: nucleus. The record is from RefSeq and is a predicted model, not a curated record.
GUGAAGGAGCGGGGGGUCGGAGGGGAGAGCGGUAAGUAGGGACCACAGGUCCCCUAGUUUAGACAUCACUGAGCGACGGAUGGACAGCCAGUCAGACCCGUCACAGCACUCGCUCGAGUCCUCGGACACCUCGAGAAAACCCAAUACUAAGGAGACACUUCUCGUUCCCGGAGCUGAUACCAAGUCGAACCGUCGAUACCGCUCAGGGGGACAGGAACACUGGGCCCGACAGCGUUUCGUAGAAUCUACCACGUGAGCGAUCCUUCGACGAGCGUUGCGCAACGCGCAGAGGCUUGUCAGUGAGAAUUAGCAGAUGAACAGUGAGGAAAAUACAGUGACACGUGCGGUGAUCCUGAGAGGAACACUUAUGAUCGAGAUACCGAGUUGUGAGACAGUGUCCCAACGAGUGGAACUCUGAGGACUAACAAACGAGAUCAAUGACAAGUGCGAGGCUACGUGUUUUCACGAGUACGACGAUAGAGGGUUAGCAUUGCGAACGACAAUUCUGACAACUGUCCGCAACUGUCACGUGGAAAGUUUACAUCGAACGGUAGAUACAGUACGAUUCAAAGGACUGAAAGAUGAGCGUAGCUCUUGUAACAAUGGAUUCUGCGUACGGUCUUCGAUUGGGGAUACCCAGUCAUCACCACCACCAUCACCAUCACCAUCACAGGGUGCGAUCUCCGGAGAGUCGCGUGAGUUCACGUCAAGAACAACAGCAGGAUCAUAAAGACGAUAUUGAAACGCCUCUAAGAUUCAGCGUGGUAAACAUUCUGCGACCAGAUUUUGGACGAGAAGCUAUUCUCAGUACGAAAGUCUCUAAACAAAGCAGUUUGGUGCCCGGACAUUCGACGACGAUUCCAGUUCCGAUUGCUCGUCACAGUCCUCUCUCUCUCCCUCGCGAUUUGAGCUUAUCAUCGAACAGAUUGUCGCCUACCAGGCCGCAGACCAGCAACUUCUCCGUACACAGAGACAGGGAUCUGUUCUCGUCCCAUUGCGGGCUGACGUCACCCCUUCAGAGGACCACCGGUUUGAGCAGAAGCGGAAGUCUCGAGAGCUUGGCAAGUAGUAGGAGCUCCGUUACCGGAAGCUCUGUGACCGGAGCUCCUUCUUUGGGCUCCGCUUCCUCCACCAUCGGCAGCGAUUCCUUGAACGGAGAUAGCAACAUCGGAAGUACAUCCAACACCACUACCAACCAAACCGGACUCAACGGUCAGAGUCCUUGGCCGGCAUGGGUUUAUUGCACCAGAUACUCGGACAGGCCAUCUUCCGGACCGCGAACGAGGCGGGUGAAGCGAUCGCAGAGUACCAAGAACAGCACACCGGAAGAGAAACGGCCAAGAACUGCGUUCAGCGCGGAGCAGCUUGCAAGACUGAAAAGGGAGUUUGCAGAGAAUCGAUACCUGACCGAGCGAAGGAGGCAACAACUGUCGAGGGACCUGGGCCUGAAUGAAGCCCAGAUAAAGAUUUGGUUUCAGAACAAACGGGCUAAAAUCAAAAAAGCCAGCGGCCAAAAGAAUCCUCUCGCGCUUCAGCUGAUGGCCCAGGGUCUCUACAAUCACUCGACGGUACCCGUCGACGAAGACGGCGAGGAAAUCGUGACCGGGAGCAAUCAUUCUCAUUGAACGAUGAGAAAGUUAUCCGACUCUACGAAGUUUCAUUCUUCCGUCAAACUGAAGUAAAUAAUGAGAAACAAUGUUUCUAAAAUUUAUAUUCGAUGGCGAAAGAAAGAAAGGAUGUUUGAAAUUUUGUUCGAAUUCGGACAGUGGUUUUUAAAAAUUGCAAUCCACUUCUCUGUAGCUACAUUUAGCGAUCACCAAAUAAUUUUUUACUUAGUUUAGACGUAACGAAUCUGUGAAUGGUAAAAUUUGAGGCGAAUGCUAGAUAAGAGAAACGAGUUCGACGUUCAGUUUCGUACACAGUCGGACGACAGACUGAGCCUUCAUAUUUAUCGAGUAUACUUAAUGUAGAACUAGAUACACGUGAAUGUAGUAUACAAACGAGCUCGAUACGAUCUUCAUCGAUUAGACGCUUAAACUAUUUAUUUUCCAUGUACAUAAUUGUAAAUACGAUUUCUCGUAAUGUGUAUAUGUAUGAUAAUGAGAUAAUCCUUAAUUGCCGCGCGAAGAUUACAUAUAUUAUUGUGUAUUGCGUACGUACGUAGGCACGGUCGCGUGAAUACGAAAACGAUCUCACACUGUAUAUUCCUAAUUAUCGUACGAGUCCAUAAUCUGUGUAAAUACAUGUAUAUUGCGCUGGUAUAGACGAAGUUCGAAGGUAUACGUAUAUUCCAGUGUCUCACAAUACGUGGUCGAUAUAAUCUAAUG